Messenger RNA from Patiria miniata (bat star), 4678 nucleotides. It is a transcript of the gene phf8, whose product is annotated as histone lysine demethylase PHF8-like. Gene Ontology annotation, molecular function: histone demethylase activity; transcription coregulator activity. The record is from RefSeq and is a predicted model, not a curated record. Gene Ontology annotation, biological process: regulation of transcription by RNA polymerase II; protein demethylation. The transcript is spliced from 21 exons. NCBI's taxonomy places the organism in Eukaryota, Metazoa, Echinodermata, Asteroidea, Valvatida, Asterinidae. Bases 21 to 3185 code for a protein of 1054 amino acids.
GAAAGUUUUCAUUUAACAAAAUGGCGUCGACGAUCAAAGCGCCAGUGUACUGCAUUUGUCGACAACCUUACGACGCUUCACGGUUUAUGAUAGAAUGUGACAGUUGCCAAGAUUGGUUCCAUGGAAGCUGCGUAGGCGUACGUGAAGACCAGUCAGCAGAUAUAGAGGAGUACCACUGCCCCAACUGUGAACUCAAGACAGGACCACUCAUAUUGAAGAAGAGGAGAAAUUGGCACAGGCAUGACUACACAGAAGAAAGCAAUUUUAGUAAGGCCGUACAGUCUGGCACCCUGGUCUUCAUCAAGAGUCUCCGGAAUAGGACAUUCAGCGAGGGAGACGACGUCCUGCUCAGACUGCACGGCUCAGAGCUCAACGUGCCUUACCUGGAGAGGCACGGCUUCACCCAACCCAUCCUGGUCGAGAGCAAGGAGGGAUUGGGCCUACAGGUCCCCCCGCAAACCUUCACAGUGGGCGAUGUGGAAAGAUACGUCGGUUCAAUGAGAGACAUAGACGCCAUCGACGUCCCUCGUCAGAACGAAUGCAAGAUGCCAAUGAGGCAGUGGGUGGAGUACUACAACAGCCCCAACAGGGACAAAGUGCUCAAUGUCAUCAGUCUGGAGUUCUCAGGCACCAAACUAUCCAAUCUCGUCCACGCCCCAACAGUAGUCCGCGAGAUCAGUUGGGUGGAUAACAUCUGGCCUGACCAGCUACCUGAGGACUGCCACUACGGCAAGCCAGAGGUCUCCAAAUACUGCCUGAUGGGUGUCAAAGAUAGCUACACAGACUUCCAUGUGGACUUUGGGGGAACGUCGGUCUGGUAUCAUGUAUUACGGGGAGAGAAAGUCUUCUUCAUGAUCAGACCGACGAUAGAGAACCUCCAGAAGUAUGAGGACUGGAACUCCUCACCACAUCAGAGCGAGAUCUUCCUUGGUGAUAGAGUCGACUGCUGCUACAAGUGUGUGAUCAAGCAAGGGCAGACGCUGUUCAUACCCACAGGUUGGAUUCAUGCAGUAUUAACGCCAGUCGACUCGCUGGUAUUUGGUGGCAAUUUCCUUCACAGUUUCAAUAUUCCUGUACAAAUUCAGAUCUAUAAUCUCGAAAGAAGGUUAAAAACGCCGCCGCGGUUUCAGUUUCCCUGGUUUGAGACGACGAUGUGGUUUGCUGCAAAGCAUCUCUUUGAAGUCUUCAAAGAUUACAAUGAGGAUUCUAAGAAGCCUCCUCCCUACCUCAUACUUGGUGCUAAAGCACUCAGUGAAGCCCUCAAGAAUUGGACACGCAAGAGAGAGCAAAGGAAAAUUAAGCUUGAAACACCUAAUCUGAAGCAACAUCAGCUGGAGAUCCCAGAGAGUAUACAACACUCACAGCUGCUCAAGGAUCUGAACAGAGAAAUCAAACUGUUUGAGAAGCCCUCGAUGAAUAAACUGAAAAACAAAGGCAACAAGCACAAGAAGAACAAGAAGGACAAGAAGGGCAAAGACGCCAAGACCAAGAAGAGCAACGCGGGGAAGAAAUCGGACGUCCAGAGAGCCACCAAGGACAAGGACAAGAAGAGGAAAAGCAACGCGGGCCCCGCCAAGGUCAAGAAGGAGACCAACGGGAAAGCCAAGAAGGCCAAGAAGAAGAAGAAGAAAGGCUCUGUGGAGGAGGAGGAGGAGGGGAAGCCAGGAUCAGCGAGAGGGCUUCUGGAAAAUAGAAGUUCGGGCAAAGCAGGGCACCGACUGCCGGACCUGAUCAGCCAUCCACUACUGAAAAAGCAGCCCUACAAUGCUGAAGCAAGCAAUCACAAGCCAAACCUCAAGAUGGUGUUUCCAAAAAGGAGUCGCGGUGACACCUCCGGAACAGAGAGCGAAGAUGAGAAAAACAAAGGGGUCUCCAAGAGUUUGAAACUUGUCCUGUCAAAUGGCAAGAUAAUCAGUAGAGGAGGGUCACCAGUCCAUGGCAACUCGUCGGAGGGUUUCCAGUCUCUCUUUGGGAGCAAAGACAGCCGGCGGAGGCGAGCCUCCAGCCAAGACACGACCAGCGAGAGCGAGGAUGUUAUCGUCGACGACGACGAUGAGGAUGCCUUGACGACGAGAGACAACCAGAGGAGGUCGUCCCAGAGCCUGAUGAGGAGUCGGGAGAUGCUGGCGUCCAAGGCUCCGCUGAAACUCAGACUAUCCUUCAACGGCAAGCCGGUCUUGCCCAUCGGUACGUCGUCGUCUCAAGAUAGCUCCCAAGACUCCAGCAGGUUGACCACAACACAGAGUGACCGAGGGACUGGAUCGGACUCAGACUCGGACUCAGAGGACGGCGAUGUCCUGCCGUCUGACAGAAGCCCCAGGCAAUCAUCGCCAUACAACAACGUGGAUGCCUUGUUGCAGGCCAGUCAGUGGGACCAAUCCAGACCAUUGCCCACCAUCAGUCUGGCGGACAUAGAAGCAGAACUCAAACACCAGCCAGCAUCUCCCGGUACCCAGGACGCCAUUCAAGGGAUGCUGUCUAUCGCCAUGCCAACCCCCAAUCUUGCCCUGAACCGCCAAUCGUCUCUGGCCUCCUCCUCCUCGUCGACUCACUCCAGCCCCUUCCUCCUGCCGGGACAGAAGAGGAAACGAGAGAGCUCGUCCACGGCGGACACGGAGGAAGACCUGCCCAACUGCUUCCAGGAUUCCAAAUAUGUUUACCCCUCCCUGGAUGACGAUGGAGACGGACCCCUCUUCAAACCCCGCAGCAAGAACCCAAAGAAGACCCCCAAGGACGCCCCGUGGAACCCCAAGGCUAAGGUGUGCAGUCUGACGCCCCGGGCCAGGGUGCCAUCCAGGGACAACGCCAAGAGACCCAACAUUGAGACGGGGCUUGCCGAGGCUGCAGCGAGACUCGCGACAAAGCCCCGGCCCAAGAGGCAAUACAUCCGACGGAAGCCUCCGGCUCCCCCGCCCAAGGCACCGGACCCGUACGACUUUGACGACGACGAGCCCUCCACCAGCGGGUCCAUUCUCUCCCAGUCCCUGGGGCCACUGCACCUCAGCGCCCCUCCCAACGACAUACUGGAUCUGACCCAGAGUGCUCCCAGCUCAGUCUUAAGCAAUACUGCCAAGACACUGGAUGCGGGAAAAGGAUUAAAAAGACCCAAGAAAGGCAUGGCCACAGCCAAACAACGGCUCAGCAAAAUCCUGAAACUGAAGAAAGGCGGCCGACUGAUCAUGUGACGUCUGACAUCAUCCAUAUGACCCUUGACCUGAGCCAUCAUCCCUUUUUGGGGUCUUACUGUAAAUUUGUAUACAUAAAAAGAAUUUGUAUCUCAUGCGGAGGUCUUUUUAUUCUUGUGUAAAAAAAAAUGUUCAUAUCAGCCUGUUAAAAAGAAGAAGAAAAAAAGGAAAACAAUUUUUUUAAAGUAAAAUUAUGUGAUUAUUUUCAUUUCUUCCUAAUCUUGUUUUGGAAAAAUCUCGACAAUCCGAACGUAUUUAUUUAUUUUAUUUUUCAUCUUAUUCUCUCAAAAAUUCUUCCUGGCAUAUUUUUUUAAUGCAAUCCAAAGAUUCUUAAAUCUGUUACAUAUCAAGCUUUAAGGAAAAAAAACUUAACAGGUUCAAACUUUAAAACAGAAAAAAAAGAAAUGUUUUUAUCGAAAUGGUAAUGUUUGUACCACGGAGGGGACAUUUGUGACGUGGUAUGUCAUGGUGAGGCACUUUUGGGCAAGAAGUCAAAUUUGAGUUAUUGCAAUAUUAGUAAAAUAUGGACCUUGCUUCUUCCAAACGCCGCUUUGUUUUUUUGAAAUUGGAUAUGCCAAAGCAAAGUUGCUAAAGUUUGAAAUGUGCCUCUACUUUUGCAUCAUUUCAGAACGAAACCUUGAACAGAGUGUCCUUUUGUGAUACAUCAUGCCUCUCUAUAAGUGUUUUAUAAAAUACUUUAUCGAUGUAAUUUCAGUUUGAAACUUCUACGGGACAUUUUUAAACAUUAUUAGCAUCACAAAUUUCAAGAAAUCUCAAAAUCGCUGAAAAUCACCCCGCUGGCAUUUUAUAGCUGCUUCUCCAUUCGUAUUGCUCUGCCCAAUUCUGCCUGGUUUUGACAUAUCACGUUACAUUUGUGGAACGAGCCCAUAAGUAAGUUUACUUGAAUCUUCUUGCAUAUCAACACUGCCAUUAUGAGAUAAUUGAUAACAUUUAUGCAGUAAACAACAGGUACCCGGACAGUGGUGCACUCAAGGGGGGCGGGGGGGGGGGGGCUUGAGCAACCCCUCCCCCCCCCACACACACACACAUGACAUGCGCGGUUGCUACUUAUUCGUGGGUUCAGUGUUUGACACCACGGAACGACAAUCGGCUGAUGAGAAUCAUGUCCCGAAUACGGAUUUCUGGAUUGUAUCACAAGAGGGCGCAAUUCAAAAUAUGACUCGGCAACUUUUGAAUCAGAAAUCAAGUUCUAGAAUAUUGUGUUUUCUCAAAUAUACAGCAUUCGUACAGCUAAAAGUUCAUCAGGUUAGUUGUGAAAGCACUCGUCUUUAGAUUUUGAGCACUUUGGUGCUUCAAAUGAAAACAAAAAUGCACAGCUGACAAAUGGUCCAAUCUAUACCUUUAAUCUGAGUGGCAUUAAGCAGAAAUUUUGAACAAAUGACAAUGAAUCAGUGAUUUUGGGGCAAUAUUACGGAGCUGCUAAGUACAGAAGUUUGAAAAGAACAGACAAAUAAACUUUGCUUAGCAAGACA